AUGCGAUUCCUCUGCCUGCAUGGUUUAGGCACCAAUAGCGAGAUAUUCUCAGCCCAGACAGUGUCCCUCCGCUACGAGAUGGAAGAAGGCCACACGUUCGACUUCGUGGAAGGCACCAUCCCAGCAUCUCCCGCCCCAGAGACGACGUCGUACUAUCCCGACGCAGCCGCACACUUCAACUACUUCGAUCUAAACUCCGUGUCGAGCAUGCAACUCGCAUUGGAGCAGCUCGACGAGUACGUCAAGCUGCAGGGGCCGUACGAUGGUGUCAUUGCGUAUUCUCACGGCGCCGCGCUCGUCGCUACUUACAUCGUUGCCCAGACACUGGGGCUGGGGCUGAACGAUGACGGUACACCCCGAGCCCAUCCCUUCAAGUGUGCGAUUUUCAUAUCAGGGGCCCGCCCCGCCGAUCCAAAGGCUCUGCAACAGGGUGAGCUGCGGCUGCUCAAUGCGGAGCAGGACGGCGUGUUACUGCGGCUUCCUACGGCGCAUAUCUGGGGCACGAACGACGCGUUGUACCCGGACACCAGUGAGUAUCUCAGUCAACUGUGUGAUCCUGAGUCCAGGGCCGUGUUUCUGCACGAAGAGGGGCACAAUGUACCGAGCGGUAAGGCGAGGGAGGCUGUGUUGGGAGCUAGCAAAGCCAUUCGGCGGACUGUCGACAAGGCUAUGGCUGUGGUACUCUGAUACUAUUAGAGAUGAGCGUUAUAGUGAUACGAAUUAUGCCAAGGGGAUUUGUACCAACGGUGCUGUGGAACAUCGGCGUACCUAAAGGGAAGUCAUUGAAACGUCCGUUAUUU
This is a messenger RNA of Mytilinidion resinicola, 800 nucleotides long. RefSeq lists its product as uncharacterized. The record is from RefSeq and is a predicted model, not a curated record. Bases 1 to 687 code for a protein of 228 amino acids. NCBI's taxonomy places the organism in Eukaryota, Fungi, Ascomycota, Dothideomycetes, Mytilinidiales, Mytilinidiaceae. Gene Ontology annotation, cellular component: nucleus; cytoplasm. The transcript has 4 exons.